AUGCCUGUCCCAACUACAGAAAAGAAUAAGCCGGACAACUCGUCUACCACGAGACCGGAAUUUGGGCUUUCAGGUCGUAAAAUUAUUUACGACAAGGAUGGCAAACCGUGCCGGACAUGUAAUGAACUAUUAGACUUUCAGUUCGUGACAGGAAAGACAAAGUCGGCCAAAUCUGUUACCAAGUCCUCAGAUAAUGCCAGCAUAUCUUCCAAAAACAAACUUAAAUAUGCAAAGGAAGAACCACCUGACGUGGCACAAUUGGGAAAAUCUUCAUGGACGCUACUUCAUUCAAUUGCUGCCACUUUUCCAGAAACACCAACCACAAAACAGCAACAAGACAUGAAACUGUUUCUCAACUUGUUUGCAGGAUUCUAUCCUUGUUGGUAUUGUGGUGAAGAUUUCGUCAAGUAUAUAGACAAACAUGAACCUCAAACAAAGUCCCAAGAUGAUUUAGGUAAAUGGUUAUGUGAAGCUCAUAACGAUGUAAAUAAGAAGUUGGGAAAGCCACAGUUUGAUUGUCAGUUUUGGAAACAGAGAUGGAAGGAUGGAUGGGAUGAAUAG
This is a messenger RNA of Lodderomyces orthopsilosis Co 90-125, 561 nucleotides long. RefSeq names its product flavin-linked sulfhydryl oxidase (gene ERV1). The transcript is spliced from 2 exons. Gene Ontology annotation, cellular component: mitochondrion. Gene Ontology annotation, molecular function: flavin-dependent sulfhydryl oxidase activity; flavin adenine dinucleotide binding. The record is from RefSeq and is a predicted model, not a curated record. Bases 1 to 561 code for a protein of 186 amino acids. Lineage: Eukaryota; Fungi; Ascomycota; Pichiomycetes; Serinales; Debaryomycetaceae.